UCUUUAAAGAUCUCUCUCUCUCUCUCUCUCUCUCUCUUACCCAAAUAGAAAGAGAGGAAUUAUCCCUGAAUCUUUCUUUUCUCUCUCUCUUUUUCCCUUGAAUUAGAAAGAAGGGAAUUCUAACAGUUUGGGUUGAGAGCGUCUACUACUUGCAACUCUUUAAGAUUUUCUAUCCUUUUAUAAAACUCUCUCUCCUCUCCCUUUUUCCCCCUUUUCCCUUCUCAUCCUUCCUUCCCAUACGGACACACACGACCACACUUUUCGAACACACACACGACUUUCUGUUGGACAAUCGGGCUUAUUUCAAAGGGCAGGUUCACUUGGAUAUUUCCCCCUCCUCAUUUUACGCUCUUUCCCAUCUCAUAUCGCAUUUCACACACACACACACACAAACCUCUUGGUCAUUAUACGCUUUCUUUUUCGCCUCUUUUGUAUUUCUGCUACUCAACAACAAACAACGGGGAUUCUGCACACGCACACACACGCACAUCCGCACACACGCAUCAUCGGACUUAUACACUUUAAAUCGCUUCCUUUUGCUACUCUUUUGACGACAAGAUUUCCUUGCUGUAAUGGCCGCUGUAUCUGUUGACCAGAACAGUCUGUACCUUCAGCAGUCAUCAACGAGCCCACGGUCAUUGCAACGUCCUCACAUGCCGCAACAACAACAGCAACAGCAACACCAGCAGCAACACCAGCAACACCCGCAGAGUGCGAGUGUCCCUAGCGGCCAUUCCUUGCCGUACACGUCUUCCCAAGCGCAGGCGCAGGGACAGACAAUGAUGGGCUCGCCUACGGUUCCCAUGCCAGCCGACUAUGCGUCGCGAAAGCUUUGCAUUGAUACGGCUGUGACAAGAGGGCCGUACGAAGCGGCUGGCCCGUCGACUUCAUACUUUUCGCUCCCAGCCAUGCCAUCGCCGACUCGGCGACGACGCGGCGAUCAUAUGGGAUCCUUUGCGGUCAGCGUCGGCCCAUUUUUCAAGCCAACGAAGCAAAUCUACAACAUUUACAGCAUUGAUCGGACUCGAUUGUACACACUGCGGAUCAACCCCAAAGUCGAUCGCGGCUUCUUUCUCGCGGACAAUGACUGGACAUGCUACCGUCGAAAUUACUUUCAAGUGUCGAGCGCCUUUUCGGCUGCCGAUGCCCACGGCCAAGAGGUUGAAUUGCCUUGUCUCAUGGAGAUGGAUAACAACCUCUACACGGUGACUGGAUUCGCACUUGGCAUUUCUGCUCGUGUAGCAAACGGGGAAAAGAAGAUUGAACUCGUGCAGCACACACCCAAGCGCGACAAGGGACCGCAACUCAUCCCACAGCCAAAGGUUGUGCGUUCGGGUGGAAACCCUCACCAGUACAAUGGCAUCGGCACAAACCAGCUCGUCGCCACCUUUGAGCGCCUGCAGUUCAAAACAGCAACGGCCAACAAUGGCAAGCGCAGAGCCGCUCAACAGUACUACAUUUUGAUUAUUGAGCUCUUUGCUCAGACUGAAAAUGGACAACAGUACAAGAUUGCCAUGACAGAGUCUGCUCCGCUCGUGGUCAGAGGCCGCAGUCCCGGCCACUAUGCUGAUGGCAACUUGGACGCUCUGCGCAUUUUCCCCGUGGACAUGCACUUUGGCCGUCGUCCCGAAUUUUACGGACCCAUGACAUCGCCCAUGUCGCCGUACGGAAUGACGUCACCAAUGUACUCGCCUGUGACGCCUGGAGGGCAGAUGAUGUCUCCUGGAAGUCCGGGGAUACCGAUUCCAUCGCCACAUUACCAUUCGCACAUGCCUGGCGGAGCCAGCAUGUCCGCACCCACCGGUCCAGGUGGGCUAGACUUUGUCCAGCGGGGACACGGCGGUGAUGGAUCUCAUUGGAACCGGGCUCGGGCGCAUUCUCUGGCAGAGUCCGACUCUUCUUUCACGACAACGGGAACGAACGCGACUGCAUCCUCUUACAACUCUAUCGAUUUUGACGAAAUUGAUCAGUCCGCCAUGGGAACGAGCGCUGCAAGCCACCAUCAUGUUCCUCCCCCGGUCGAUGUCCAAUCACCUCCCUCGUUGUCUCCACAGAGUCCACCUUCUUCCUCGGCAACGUCAGUUAGCGGGCCUGGAGCGCCCAUUCAUGACCUUGUCUCUCCAGACAACCGGUCUCCUCACGCUCCUGAUGGUCGGAGAAGCUUCCACCCGUACUCAAACAUUCCAAGCUGGGUUGAAGAGGCUGGCCCUCGGACGCCCAUCACUCCCACCACCGAGAUUAGCAAAAUGAUGGGUGGAUUCCACUUUAAUCAGCUUCAACAACACAAGUACAAGGACGAUUACAAGGAGGAUUUGAUGGCUGCGAAUCCCCCUGUGCCCCUAUACUAGACGCGAGUAUAGAUGAGAUUUGGCAAAAAGGCUCGACUCUACGCAUACCAGCAAAAAGGCAUCCACAUUGCGCAACUGGCACCAGCAUCCGCAUCUGUAUCGUUAUGUAAAGUUUAAAAUGACUGAAGGACAAUCAGUAUUGUAUAUAGUUUCAGGGUUGCGGAGAGUAUGUAGAAAACCGGAAACCUUUCUUUUUUGUGAGUUUAGGCGUUGGAAGAGCAAUCGCGCGCGCACGGACAAGGAUUGUCUUGCAGGCUAGACGAGGCAAAUAGCACUGUUGAUCAGUUUUGUUGGAUUUCUUUCCUGUAUUUGCUGAGCAAAAUGGGAACUUGUAGCUUGGUAUUUUUUAGCUGUCUUGUAUAGUUAAGCUAGGAUCUGUCAGUGCGACGUUGUGUAGUACGCCGGUGGACUGUGGACUCUAGUUGAGAAGAAAAUUUACUUUUGUUUUGUGGA
Molecule: messenger RNA, 2801 nt
Organism: Spizellomyces punctatus DAOM BR117
Lineage: Eukaryota; Fungi; Chytridiomycota; Chytridiomycetes; Spizellomycetales; Spizellomycetaceae
Exons: 2
Coding region: 573-2348 (591 amino acids)
Biological process (GO): positive regulation of transcription by RNA polymerase II; meiotic cell cycle
Cellular component (GO): nuclear chromosome
Molecular function (GO): DNA-binding transcription factor activity; DNA binding
Source: RefSeq, a predicted model, not a curated record